UUUCAGCAGUAUAAUGCUGUAGCUAUAUUGGCUGCAUGACCAUUUGCCCUUUUAUCAAAUAAAAUGAGAGGCCAGCCUUCGAGUUUUUUACAGGAAAAUCCAGGAAGGAAAUGUGACCACUGCCUGGCUACAGUACUGUACUGCGUAAUUUAGCUACCGUAGCGCAUGCGACUAGCUGGUGAGGCGACCAAAUGAUUUAGCAGCUAGCGUAGGGCUCUACCGGAUGUCAUGCUUAAAAUAAGGUUUCAGAAAUAUGUAUGUAUUUGUUUAAACAAAUUCAGUCAAAUCGCGUAUGCCGUUAGGCAUUCGAAGUAAAGGCUGCGUGUCUUUGUAUCACUUUGUCAGACUCGUUCAGUUGCUUCGUCGGGAGACUGCACGAGCGCUUUGCUAGGUUUUACAUAGCCAUACAACUUGCUAACUGUUGUUAGUUAGCUUUUCGUUGCAAUUGUAUACGUAGCUUAACCAGCUAACUUGCAUUAGCUAAUAAUCAAGCUAAUAAAUAAGUUAGCUGACCCGCUCAGUCGUGUGAAACCAGUUUGAGGUAAAUCUAGACAAACCUGUCUGUGGAGAUGUCCAAGGCUCCAGAUUCACCCGCGCGGACCCGCUCUCGAUCAGAGUCCCAAUCUCGAUCCAGGUCGUACACUCGGUCUCGCUCCAGAAGCCGCUCCAGAUCCAGGAAGCACCGAUACAGUUCCAGGUCUCGUUCCCGCUCCAGAUCUCACUCACCGUCCCAUGGCAGGAACUACCCAACCAGAGACUACCAAAACAACCGGGGUUACCAAAGGGGCUAUAACCGAGGCUAUCGUAGACCCUUCUACUUUCGUGGCAGAACCCGGGGCUUCUACCCACGCCGCGGCUACCAGAGGGGAGGCAACAGCUACGGAUACAGAGUCAACAAUUGGCAGGGGGGCUACCGAGACGGGCCAUACCACGACCAGGACCACCAUGGUCCGCACAGCCCCAGGAGAGGUCGUUCCCGUACCCCACGGAAACGUUCUGGCAGUCGCAGCCACUCCCGGCACUCCGAUCGCUCUUCCUCUAGGGGUUCCCAAAGGUCCCGGGGGAGACACAGCUCCUCAUCGCGCUCCUCCUCCCCGCGGAAUCAGCACAGCAGCCCCGGCUCAGGGAAGCCCGUCUCCAAGGACGUGAAGGACAACAGGCCCGCGGUCCCAGAAACCAAGCGGGAGAGGGGAGCGGGGGAUGCUGAUCAAGCAACAGGAAAGCAGCAGGAAAGGGGAGAAGGCAGUGGUCACGAUAAGGCCUCUGGGAAAUGGCAGGGUCUUAGUGACUAUGAUGCCAGCCCCAAGCGAGGCAGUCCAGCUGUUGGUGCCAACCCAGGGAAGGCUGACACCAAAGGGCCGUUGUGGAGAACCAUCGGCGGCACUGGCAGUGCUAACUUAACCAAGAGCCCACCGGGCUCUGCCAAGCCUGGCCCUACUGCCUCCUUCAGCGGGUUUGGCUUCUUUGGCAAGGAAGAUCAAACCGGGGCGGACGAUAAGACUGCCAUUUCUUCUGCUUUCAAAAAGUUCCUGGCAGAGAACAAGAGCAAAAAACAGGCAGAGGCUGAUUGGGAGAAUGGUCGGGACAGGGACCAGAGCCCCGUCAGUGCAGAAACCAGAGAAAAGGGCAACAGUAAGACCAGCAGUGGCCUCUUUAAUAUAACCGCUGCGUCCUUUAGCUCCAAGGCAGACACGUCCCUGCCCUUCCUCGAUAGAGCCGAAGAGGCUUUCCUCAAGUCACAGGCUGCUGGUCGAGAACGAGACAGGGAUGUGGGCGAGGAUGCCAAGCCCAAGGGAGCCACCCUGACCACACGAGACGUGUUUGGGAAGUGGGAGGAUGAGCCCCAUUACUACUCCUCAGCUGGGAAAGACAAGGACCGGCGGAGGGACGAAGAUGUGGAGGAAGACCUGGAGCACAUGGCUGAGGAGCUCUACCGUAGCCGCAAGCAGGCCUCCAAGAAAGAGGAGAAGUCCAAGAGGAAGAAGGAGAAGGUCAGCAGGAGUAGUCCGUCCCCUGUCACAGUGUCCUCCAGGGGCUCCGGGAGCAGGGAGAAAGACCGGCCCCUGGCCCUGUUCCCUGCCGCUAUGGUUGAGUCACCGUCGUCAAGGCCUGUUGGAAAGAGGGAAGACUUUGAGCUCAGUAUCAGCCCCUUCGAUGAGCUGCCCAGCUCCUCCUUGGGUCUGACCAAGGAGCGUCGUGUGUCUCGUGAUCAGGUUCAUUCCGCUAAGAAAGAUCACGGAGAGUUCCGCUCCAUCUUCCAGCACAUUCAGGCUGCUCAGCUCCAGCGCAGCCCCUCAGAGCUGUUUGCACAACACAUAGUCACCAUUGUGCACUACAUCAAAGCCCAACACUUCCGCUCUUCAGGCAUGACUCUUAGUGAGCGAUUUGCCAUGUACCAAAGAAAAGCAGCUGAGAUGGAAUUGAUGAAGCCAAGGAAGAGUCCAGAAAUCCACAGGAGAAUCGAUGUCUCCCCCAGUGCCUUUAAGAGGCACUCUCGCCUGUUUGAGGAGAUGGACGAGAGCAGCUACAAGGAUCAGGGUAAAAAACCUAAAGGUGACCCAAUGGACCUGCGUCUGGACAUUGAGCGACGCAAAAGGUUUUCUGGGAAGGAGCCUGGGCAGAACAAACGGGACCGGGACAGGAGCUCCGGGGGUUCCCGAGGACCCAGCCAGGAGAGGUCCUCUGAGAAAUCUUCCAAACACCACAAGAAACCCAAAAAAAUCAAGAAGAAGCGCGAUCGCUCUCCAUCCUCCUCCUCUUCCUCCUCUUCACCCUCUCCCUCCCCCUUCAGGGGAGGGUGCAGAGGUAAGGAGCACAUGAUGGGGGAGGACAUGGAGCAUAUGGAUGAGGGCUACAGUAAGCCUCGUUUUGGGCCCCGGGACUAUGGUGGCCCCGUGGAUCGAGGCGCCCCUCGGGACUACGAGGGCCAGGUGGAGAGGGGCCGAGGACGUGGAGGAUUUUUCCCAAGGGUGAGAGGAGGAUGGGGCUGGAACAGGGGCGGUUACCCAGGAAACAACAGCAACAACGGCAACCGGGAACCCCCUCCUAGUAUGAACAGCGCCCCCCCAGAGCGCCCCCAAGAUGAGGAGUGGGACCCAGAGUAUACCCCUAAGAGUAGGAAAUACUACUUUCAUGAUGACCGAGAAGGAGAGAAGACUUGGCUGGAGAGCCGUGGGCGAGGCAGAGGAGCCUUCCCUCGCAGCAGGGGGCGCUUCAUCUACCGCAAGGGGGGCAGCAGCCCCAACAAGUGGACUCAUGACAUGUUCCAGGGUGGCGGGGAGGAGGGGGGCGAUCAUGGGGAGGAGGAACGCACGGAGAUGGAACAUAAAGACAACAACCAGGCUGGAGACGACUCCGUGUCCACCAAGCUGCAGUAGACCCUCCUCCACUUCCAUUCUCCUCAUCCGUCCUCCUUGUCCAUCCUCAGCUACAGGAGGGUUCUGUACGUGUGAGAAUGCACAUGAUACGGUUGUUUUUAUUGUUGCGCAAAGACCCCCUUCUUCAGUAAAGGGUUGAAGAGAUGUUAGUAAAUUGACUCAAGCCACUUUCAAUAGGGGUUAUGGAUGUUUUUAUUUUGUGGAAUUUGAUAUAAGAGCAAGAUACUUUUAUUUUAAUUUAAUUUGAAUUACUACAAUUUUGUCUUGUUUGUUUCUGGGUGGUUUUUUUAUAUUUAAAGAGGCACUUUUGUUUGCAUUUAGUAUAUAUGUGCUGGUUAUUUUGCAAACAACAGCAGACUUUGCAGUCUCCUGGGUCCUCUAAAAUAGUGAUCAUUUCACUUUGAUUUAAAACCGAGGACAUAGUAAUUUCCCUCGUAUUUGAAACAACAAAUGCAUUUGUGCCUUAAUUGAUUCAUAUUGAUGUGUGUAUUGCUCUAUAUAGUUUUUGUUUUUUAUUAACACGCCUUUAACCAAAAAGUUCUGGGCAGUGCUAGGUUUCCUGAGUGUAUUUGAAAAAUGGUUAACUCCCCACCCCAUGGGACCAAUUGUCAUUGUUGGUACUGGGUUUGUAAUUCACCAUUACAGUUCUUCCACACACUAGUGAAAAUGACCAGUAUUGGUGCAUUAAAGACAACUCAGAACUAUUUUCAAUUUGGAAAAUUACCUGAAUUUCCCACCAGGAAAGUAUCAGAAUAAACAGCUAAACACUAAGUUGAGCUACUGACUUGAUAUGAAUGCACCAGAUGUCCUUCCCUAUUUAGUAGUUUUCAGCAAUACCUUAGAGCCUAACUUACCUAUAGUCUUCACCAAAACCCUUCUACUUCUUGGGUGGCCGAGGUGUUGUGUUCUGUUACCCCAUUUGUCGUUUUUGUUUUAUAGCAUCAAAAAGAUUUUCACUGUGUAAAAUGAAUGGACUGCAAUGAAAAGUUUCAAAGCUGACAACUUGUAGGUGUAUGUUUGCGUGCUUCUGACUGUCAUAUCGUUUUUGGUAUAUCACUAGAUUUUAAAAGUGAAUAUAAUUAGAGGAAAAAUGUUGUAAGAAAAGUUGAGGAUAUUGAUGUUUAAAUAAAAUACUGAUGAUCUUAUGGUUUUCCUAAAAUGUUAAAACAAACUUGCAGUUCCUUUUUACGGGCUUAAUCAUUUGUCCUUCCAUAAGGUUAUACAUAUCAAAAGGUAGACCUGUACUAUUGAGAUUAUGGCACAAGAUAAGUGAAGUACAGAAUGUUUCUCUCUGUGGUAAAACUGAUGUUGUGAAUACAGGUAAGGUAAACUAAAGAUACAAGUUUUUGUGAGAUUUGGUACAGUGCUGUCCACUGUGGUCUACCAAUGACUGGUAUGUGUCUAUAGUGUAUGAAUCAAACAAAACUGUAGGACUGUGAUUAUAUUUGUUUCUAUUUAACACUUGGGGGUGGUGGUAUGUAUUUUCUACUGUUCUCUGAGAUUUGGAACUAAUUCUUUCAUUUUCAAUAAAUUAAAAAUUCUCUGGUUCACUUGA
Esox lucius (northern pike) is the source of this 4932-nucleotide messenger RNA. RefSeq names its product thyroid hormone receptor associated protein 3b (gene thrap3b). Gene Ontology annotation, cellular component: mediator complex. The record is from RefSeq and is a predicted model, not a curated record. The transcript is spliced from 11 exons. Gene Ontology annotation, molecular function: transcription coregulator activity; DNA binding. Lineage: Eukaryota; Metazoa; Chordata; Actinopteri; Esociformes; Esocidae. Bases 570 to 3377 code for a protein of 935 amino acids. Gene Ontology annotation, biological process: positive regulation of transcription by RNA polymerase II.